GGCCUUUUGUCAACGACAACCACUCCUCGAUAACACGGGCCAUCGCCGUUUCUAGUGGUAGCACGACAUUCACGAUGGGAAUUUCCAUCAAAGAAUGCAGGAGAUUUUGGCUUACUCCUCAAUUGUACAUCAUGAGAAUUAUCAUCUCUGCCAAUAGAUCCUCAGUCAAUUCAUCGCUCCCGUUAUCAGUUGUCUUGUCGCCAUCUAACAGUAAGAGACCCAAGACUUGCAAGCCUGCCUUCGAGAUGGGAGACAAUCCCCGCAAUAUUGAGACAUCGAUGAAAUUAUAUCAAGUAAAUCAUUAUUAUCAUGCGGUUAUGAUUUCAUUAUCAAGGUAAUUCUUCGUCCCGCCAAGAUCAGACAUAUACGAAGAAUAUGCCAUCGGAUACGCAAACUUGCGGGGCAAGAGAAGAUAAAGAUUGAGAACAGCAACAGGACACUUCCAAAGAUCUUGAUCCGGCGUUUUCGAUAUUACUAUUGCAUUGGAAUGUCACUAUCGAUAAAGAAAGGACAGGCUGUUGGCGACCAAACUUUUCAGAUCAGCUAUUCCAUCGAUUCCUGUUUAUUCUUGCGUCCUGAUACAUCAUCUAGUGGGGUUAACUUGUUCAUUCUCAACAAUUUGAACUCUAGAUUCUUUUGAUUCAAGGCCUUGACCCCAUUUCCCCUCAUUUCUUUGGAUUGAACAGAUCAUGCGAUACUGCAAGUACUCGAAUCUAUUCGUGUAAUCGCUAUAUUACUCGUGAGUCCUCUAACAAUACCGGUUCUCUCAUGCAGCCACAGAUGAGUCUUCGCCGCGGAUGCAUCGGGUGAGUUCAAUAUACCGUAUUCAAAAGAGGGGGGAAGGGGGAGGCGCAGAUUUGAAGACUUUGAAUGUUUUCUCCUCAGCACUUGGCUUUACCAAAACCGAGAGCAUUCGCCUUGCUAUAGUUUUAAAAUCUUCUAUAUAUACACCUCAAAUUUUCUUGAAAAUGUAAAAUCAAAGCUUUAAUAUCCAUCAUCAUUUACUUACGUACCAACACUUAUACCCAUUAUUUUGUUUUGAAAUCAAUUCUCUCAAUAAUACAACAAUGACUUCUCUUCAAACCACAGAGCUUGCUUGCACUUCUGCUCCUGAUCAAGUCCUACAUCUCUUCUUCCAAGAGGGCCAGAACAUCUUGGAAGCGCGAUCUCCAGACGGUGGUGUUGUUUGGGCCACUCAAGACACUAUUAUUUCCACAGAUGGAGAUUACAGUGGUUCUUCGAUGACAUGUUAUUAUGUAGACAAAGACGCGAACUUCGAUAACCAGCCCUCAAUUCAUCUUCUCUACAUUAACAAGGACAAGCAAUUGAUGGAGAAAGUGAAGCGAAUGCAGAAAGAUAAUCCAAUCUGGGAGGACGUCGAGAUGCCGGACGAAGUCAAGAAAGGCCCAGUGCAAUAUUCGAGAUUGGCCAGUGGAGCUUUUAAUCAAAAUACUGGCUGGAAUCCAAAUGGUUCGCAGUGGGCCUACUUUUCAGCUACCAAGGAUGGCAAGAUGGGUAUGGUUGAAAUUCGACGCACUCCAAAGAGCCCAUGGCAUACUGAGACCGUUCUCCCUGAAAAAUGGGGCGAGCAGCUCGCAGGGACCUCCCUAGAUUGCACAAUUUCGAGUGGGAAAAUCAUGAUGUUCUUCCAGCACCAUGACUAUAGUAUCCGUUUGUUUGAGAACAAAGAUAACAGGUGGAAUGAUCGAGGCGUCUACGUCGAGAAAGACAAUGUUCAACCCACAACGCCAAUUGCUUGCACUAUGACUAAGGACGGAAGCGUCCAUCUUUUCUACGUCUCAAAGAGCAACAAGAUUGUUCACUGCACCGAUGGAAAGAAAGAGGAAGAGUUGAUCAAUUUCUUCCCAGGCUCAAAGUUGGGCGCCACAUCAGUUGACAACAAGAUCACCUUGUUCUUCAGGAACUUGAACCCCGUCAAUGAGGUCGGUACAUUGAAGAAUGAAAAUGGCACAUGGGAGAGAGGCAGCACCGUCAUCCGUGCAUGAUUAAUGGUGGGUAAUUAGGAGGAGGCUCUUUCAUAUGUCAAUUUACGGGACUCCCGCUUGGGGAGAAAAGGUGUCAGCUUUCUUUAAACACAAAACCACACUCAAUCACAUCGGGAUGAUAUCUAUGAACAAAUUCACACUCCUUGCAAUUUGGUUCACAAUCAAUCAGCUAUUAGUUACCUUUCUUUUUAAUUCAGUCAUUUGUCGCCCGAAAUAUUGACUUCGUUACCGGCCCUGAGUGUGAAAUCUUCUUGUAAUGGUUCAAACCACGCUAAUCAUAUUCGCCUGUA
This is a messenger RNA of Botrytis cinerea B05.10, 2296 nucleotides long. RefSeq lists its product as hypothetical. Bases 1068 to 2006 code for a protein of 312 amino acids. Lineage: Eukaryota; Fungi; Ascomycota; Leotiomycetes; Helotiales; Sclerotiniaceae. The transcript is spliced from 4 exons. The record is from RefSeq and is a predicted model, not a curated record.